AUGCAUAUUCAUGCAGAAAAGCAAGCUCAUAUAUGUGAAGUAUGUAAAAAGAUGUUUACUCGGAAGGAUAAUUUAAACCAGCAUAUGCUUACUCACACAGGAGAGAAACCUCAUAUGUAUGAAGUAUGUGAGAAAUCAUUUAAUAGAAAAGCUAGUUUAAACAUGUAUAUGUUCAUUCACACAGGAGAGAAAUCUUAUAUAUGUGAUGUAUGCAAGCAGAUGUUUAGUGAAAAGAGAAGUUUAAGCAAGCAUAUGCUUAUUCACACAGGAAAAACACAUUAUAUGUGGGAAGAAUGUAAUAAGAUAUUUACAGAAAAGGGUAGUUUAAACAUGCAUAUGCUUAUUCAUACAGGAGAGAAACCUCAUAUGGGAGACGUAUGUAAGAAGACAUUCAGCGAAAAGGGAGAAAAACCUCAUAUAUGUGAAAUAUGUAAGAGAUCAUUUAAUCGAAAAGCUAAUUUAAAUGUGCAUAUGCUUAUUCAUACGGGAGAGAAAUCUCAUAUGUGUGAAGUAUGUAAUAAAACGUUUAGUUUAAAGUCUGUUUUAAAGCAGCAUAUGCUUAUCCACACAGGAAAGAAACCUCAUAUGUGUGAAACAUAUGGAAUAGCAAAAACAAAUUUUGUACCUACAUUUUUUAUGAAUGUCCAAAUUGUGGGGGACGCGUUCCGCCUUGGAUCGGAACGACUCUUGUGCAUCACAUUUAUGGCUAUGGAGAAUCUCGGAUCCUUCAGCGAGGCGAAAUCUCAAUGA
Stegodyphus dumicola is the source of this 750-nucleotide messenger RNA. RefSeq names its product zinc finger protein 431-like. The record is from RefSeq and is a predicted model, not a curated record. NCBI's taxonomy places the organism in Eukaryota, Metazoa, Arthropoda, Arachnida, Araneae, Eresidae.